AUGACUAGUUGGACUGAAAUACAAAAAGAGGCUAUUGAAAAAUGGGUUGAGUCAGUGAUGGAGAAAAGGGUUCUUCUUAAUGAAGUCAAUGGAAUUAUUAUAAUUCAAUUUUUAGAGAAACUAUCGUCUGUAAAAUACAAAACUACAAGAAACAAAGUUGUCAAAACACCAUUUGAUCAAAUGGAGAUUGCUGAAAAAGCACUGGAAUUUGGGAAAAGUUUAGGUUUAAAAUAUCACUCAGUUGAAGCUAUUCAUAUUGUCAGUCACAACGAAAAGAUGUUGCUAUCUCUUUUUAUUUCUGUUGCAACAAAAUUUGUACCUUUAGGAAUACUUCACAUGAGAAGUGUUAAUGAUUGGGUUAAAGAAAUGACUCAGUUACCCAUUCAAAACUUCAAAUCAGAUUGGGAAGAUGGGUACGCUAUAAAAUUUAUUUUUGCUGAUGACCAUCCAUUUGAGUUAUUUUCUCAGUUUGGAAUUACUCAAGUAAUUCAAGAAAAGAAUUUAGGAAAAGAUGAAAUUACGAUGAAGCUUCAAAUUGCUUUGAUUUAUUAUAAAAAAGAAGAAAUAGAAAAGUACAGAUUUAAUAAACUUGACAUUAAUAAAGUAAUGACAGAGAAGUUUGAAGAACGUAAAACCAAAUUACGUUCUGAAGGUAUUUUUGAUGAUAGCCAUUGGGUUCCAAUCAAGGUAAAUACAGAAAUUAAAACAAGUGCUACUACCCCUAUAUUACCAAAUGAUGAAAAAAAUAAUAAUAUACUUGAAGUUAAGGAAAUAGAAAGUAAAACUUCUGUGGAUGAAUCUUUUUCUGAUGAAAGCAUUGAAAAUUCAGUUGAAUUAGAAAAACGACAAACAGAAGAAUUACAAGUUGUAGAAGAACAAAAAGAUAUAAAAGAAUUAUAUAAAAUAAAUAAAGAAGAAGAAAACAACCAAAUUGAAGGAGUUAUAGAAAAAGAUUAUAAGACAGAAGAAGAUAAAACUAAAGAAGAAAAGGAGAACCAAAAAGGAAAUGUUGAUAUAGUUAAUGAAGAAAAAAUUCAGUUGAAAGAAGAAGAAGAUAGUAUUAAUAGUAUUAGUGAAGAAGAGUUAGAAAAAACACAACCAAUCUCUUCUUUUGUUAAUACUUCACCAAAUGAAAGUCAAUCAGAAAAAGAAGGGUCACCAAUUAAAACACAAAUAUCGACAAAUGAUAAUAAUAGCCAAGAAGAAAUUAUAAAUAAGUCAGGUGAAGAAGAGCUCUUAGAUAAUAAUAGUUUAACAAAAAGCGAAUCAGAAAAUAAAGAAAGGAAAGACAAUGAAAUUGAAGAUCAAGAAAAUGAAUUAGAAAUUAUACAAAAAGGUCCUAUAGAAAAUUUAAAGGAAGCUAUUGAACGAAAAGAAUUAAUUAACAAUAACACAAUACCAAAAGUUCAAGAAGAUAAUAAACAAGAAGAUGUUCAAAAUGAAGUUAUUGUUGAAAAAGUACAAAAAGAAACAAUUAAAAGUAAUGAAGACGUAAAAAGUGAAACAUUAAAUAGUAAUUUUUCUGAGUUAUUGGUUGAAAGAAAAGAAGAAAGUAAUACAGAAACUCCUACUUCUAAGAAAGUUAUUAUUGAUGGUAGGUUAAGGGACUCAACAAAAAAACCAGUUUGUUGUGAAGAAGAAAAACCAUCAAUUAACAAUAAAAAAGAAGAAGAAAGUUUAGGAGAAGAACUACCAAAUGACCCAAUAGAAACAGAAAAACCUUUUAAUAAAUCAGAAACUGACUAUCAAACAAGGACAUUUGAAGAACAAAGUGAAGAAGAAAUAAGUAAUGAAAAUAAGGUAAUAGAAGAAUAUAAAGAUACAUUUAAGAAUUGGACUGGGAUGACUCAUCACUCAAUUUUGUAUGAUAGUUCGAAAGAUGAACUUACUGCUAUGUCAUUCAAUAAUAAAGUAGAAGAAAAAAGUAAUGUAAUGAUAUUAGUUAUUACAAAAGAAGGAUAUUCAUUUGGUUGUUUCAAUAAAAAACAAAUUCCUAAAGCACCUAAGAAAGGAUAUAAGUAUAUUAAAAAUGAUAAAGAUUUCUUUGUGUUUUCAUUACGUUCAAAAGAAUUAACACAACCAGUGAUGAUUCAAAGGAAGAAAAAAGGAAAAUCAUUAUGUAUAUGGAAUUCAAGUUGUAGAGUUUAUACAUUUACUGUAAAAAGAUUUAUGAGAAUAACAAAAAAAACAGAAAAAUCUCAUUUUAUUAGUAAUUUAUUUACAAAAGAAUAUAAAGACACUACAAAAAAAGGAACAAAGUUAUUUACUGGAGAAAAUGAGUUUAGUGUAGAUAAAGUAUUAGCUAUACAAUGGUCUCUCAAUAAUUAA
Entamoeba dispar SAW760 is the source of this 2328-nucleotide messenger RNA. RefSeq names its product E3 ubiquitin protein ligase BRE1, putative. NCBI's taxonomy places the organism in Eukaryota, Evosea, Mastigamoebida, Endamoebidae. The transcript has a single exon. The record is from RefSeq and is a predicted model, not a curated record. Bases 1 to 2328 code for a protein of 775 amino acids. Gene Ontology annotation, molecular function: protein binding.